AGGCACAGUCCUAUGAAAACAGGCCACCUGCGACCGCAUGUGAGGUGCAGGUGAGGGGGUCUUUAGAUUCGUUGUCUCCCGCACUUUUCGACAUACGCAGAACAUAAGUUAUGUUUAUUAUUUCGGUGUCUCGCCGCUCUUCCUAAGAUUUCCCUUGAACAUCUAAAACAUUCUAAUAAGCAUUGCCAACGCCACGUCCUAUGUCGAUUUCGUUGUAACAUCCGAACAUCGCACUUCUUGCGAGUGUGAAAAUGGUGCCUGAUUCCGGUGGAUAUUUAAGAACCUCUUCUUCCUCAGGAUGGAAAAGCCUUAUUACUUUCACUGUUCUUCUUUUAGCAUGGAUAUCGGGAUUUUCAUCUCGUUUAUUUGCAGUUAUUCGAUUCGAGAGCAUCAUUCACGAAUUUGACCCUUGGUUUAAUUAUAGGUCAACUGCGUACAUGGUUAAAAAUGGAUUUUACAACUUCUUGAACUGGUUUGAUGAGAGAGCAUGGUACCCACUGGGUCGAAUUGUUGGAGGUACAGUGUACCCUGGCCUCAUGAUAACAUCUGGAAGUAUACAUUAUAUCCUACAUAGUCUCAAUAUUCCAGUGCAUAUCAGAGAUAUUUGUGUGUUUCUAGCUCCAGUUUUCAGUGGUUUGACUGCCAUUGCAACCUAUUUGCUGACAAAAGAAUUGUGGUCAGCUGGUGCAGGCCUAUUUGCAGCUUGUUUUAUUGCAAUUGUACCAGGAUACAUUAGUCGUUCAGUUGCAGGAAGUUAUGACAAUGAAGGAAUAGCGAUUUUUGCUCUCCAGUUUACCUACUACCUUUGGGUUAAAUCUGUGAAGACAGGAUCUAUUUUUUGGGCAUGCAUGGCUUCUUUGUCGUACUUCUACAUGGUUUCAGCAUGGGGUGGCUAUGUUUUCAUAAUCAAUUUAAUUCCUCUUCAUGUGUUUGUGUUGUUAAUAAUGGGUCGUUACUCUGAUCGACUUUUUACUAGCUACACAACAUUCUACAUUUUAGGUCUCCUUUUGAGUAUGCAAAUUCCAUUUGUUGGCUUCCAACCAAUUCGUACGAGUGAGCAUAUGGCAGCAGCAGGUGUUUUUGCCUUAUUAAUGGCAAUGUUGGUGUUGAAGUACCUUCAGAGCAUAUUGUCUCGAGCAGAAUUUAAAUAUUUCUUCAUAUUAGCUGCAUCGAUAGCAGCUGGAGUUGUUUUCUUUACUGUAGUUGUCUUGACUUAUGCCGGAGUUAUUGCUCCUUGGAGUGGUAGAUUCUAUUCACUCUGGGAUACUGGUUAUGCUAAGAUUCAUAUACCAAUCAUAGCCUCAGUGUCAGAACAUCAACCAACUACAUGGUUUUCAUUUUUCUUUGAUCUUCAUAUAUUAGUUACCACAUUUCCUGUGGGUUUGUGGUAUUGUAUAAAGAAUAUAACUGAUGAGAGGGUCUUUGUGGUUCUUUAUGCUUUGAGUGCUGUAUAUUUUGCUGGAGUUAUGGUUCGACUUAUGCUGACAUUAACACCAGUUGUCUGUAUGCUAAGUGGCAUUGCCUUUUCUCGUCUGUUGGAACUAUUUUUGAAAGAAGAGCAAAAUCCCUCACAAUCCACAUUUAGUGACAGUGAUGAUGAAGCCAAUGGAGAUAAAGGAAGCAGUCGCAUGUAUGACAAGGCUGGAAAGUUACGGAAGAUGAAGCAUGAGCAGCAGAAAGAGGCAGAUGGCCUGGGCGUCAACAUUCGCAGCAUUGUCAUUGUUGCUGUUUUGAUGAUGCUCAUGAUGUUUGCAGUGCACUGUACCUGGAUUACUAGCAAUGCAUAUUCAAGCCCAAGUAUUGUCUUAGCAACAUAUAGUCAGGAUGGGACUCGUCAAAUAUUAGAUGAUUUCCGUGAAGCUUACUAUUGGUUAUCUCAAAAUACAGCCAGUGAUGCAAGAGUAAUGAGUUGGUGGGAUUAUGGAUAUCAGAUAGCUGGAAUGGCCAACAGGACUACACUAGUGGAUAAUAAUACGUGGAAUAAUAGUCAUAUUGCUUUGGUUGGAAAAGCAAUGUCUUCAAAUGAAACUGAAGCAUAUAAAAUUAUGCUAUCAUUGGAUGUAGAUUAUGUUUUGGUAAUAUUUGGUGGAGUAAUUGGUUAUUCUGGAGACGACAUAAAUAAAUUUUUAUGGAUGGUGCGAAUUGCUGAAGGAGAGCAUCCCAAAGACAUUCGGGAAACUGAUUACUUCACUGACCGUGGAGAAUUUAGAGUAGAUUCUGAAGGCACACCUACUUUAUUGAAUUGCUUGAUGUAUAAACUUAGUUAUUACCGGUUUGGAGACUUAAGACUGGACUACAGAACCCCCACAGGUUUUGAUAGAACCAGGAAUGUAAUAAUUGGUAACAAAUAUUUCGAUUUAACAUAUUUAGAAGAAGCUUAUACCACUGAGCACUGGCUUGUCAGAAUAUACAGAGUAAAGAAGCCAGAUGACUUCAAUCGUCCAAGAAUUCCAGUCUCAGAACGGAAGAUUAAGCGUAGCAAGAUUUUCAUUCCUAAAAAGCAGACUAACAAACGCAAGAAGGGUCUGAUAAAAAAUAAGCCUGUUGUGGUGAAAGGAAAGAAGCCGAGUAGAGUGUCCUAGUAGAGAACACAGCUGUUGGAACACUGCCUGCCUGCCUUCAUGUGUGCCUCUGAUAAUUCUGCAGCACUCUCGGUGGUGAUAGGGAAGUAUCACAUUGGCUCAUGCAAUAGCCACAUUUUCUUUUUUUCUUCAGCAUAAUUUUGGUCGAAAUAGAAGUACCCUUAAUUCAUGAGGGGUUUAUGUACCCUACCCAUUCAUUUUUAAAAAGAUAACAUUGAAAGUAGCUUUGUUUGGUACUCUCGGUAGAUAUUUUGGGUGUGGAAUUUGAUAUCCAUCCACUGGUCCAAAUUAUUCAAACAGUUUUUAAUUCAUAAUGUAAUAUAAAUAAUUUUAACAUGCCCUAUAAUUAUUCAAAGAUCAGAAUUUAUCAAGUGGCUUUCAUCUAUCACAGUAAAUGUACUAUGUGUUUUUUAUAGUUUAUUAGAUGGUUGCACCCACUUGUUGUAAGUUUUAAUAUUUACUAGAAUAAUUCCUUGUGUGUUUUUAAAUAAAAAUAUAAAGUGUUUUUUUAAAAAUCUAUGCAAACUAAGUUGCAUAAUUUAUAGAUACCUAAUUUUUCAAAAUUAGGUUCAAAUGUCAGUUUGUAUAUAUGACUGUUCUAUAUUGUGAAAUCGACACAAAAUUUUAUUUUUUGGGAAAUUUUCUUCAGGAGUUAUUGUAGUAAAUAUGCUUUAAUUUUAUUAUUUGUUGAAACAAAUUAGACACAUCCCAGUCAGUGAAAUUUAUGGUAACAAGAGUUAUGCAUGGCAUAUUGUUACCUAGGUCACUGAAUAUGUACGUACACCUUGUAAAUAAAGUGUUCAAUCAAAUGUACGUUAUUGAAUGGUGCAAUAUAAAUUUAGAAAUUUGGAUACAGAUAAGGUGGUGGCCACAAAUUCAGUUUGCUUCAGUAAAUUGUAAUUGCAAUAAUAAUACAUGAGCCAGUAGUGUUGUUAAUAAAACUGUGGGCUGUGGGAUUGCACAUUUUUUGGUGUUUGUGAUUUGAAAAUUGUGUCACUGGUUUUAAUGUGAAUAAGUGAAAUGUGGUGAACGUGUGAUCAGCUUUAGUUCUAUAUUAAUUGUAAUUACAUACAUUGAGAGUGAAGUUUAGUGCUGAAUGAAUUUUCUAUCAGUUUGUUAUACAACUUAUUUAAUACUACUGACUGAGAACAUCGAGAAUGUUUGCUUGUUGAGUCAAAAUCAACCAAAGUAUAUUUGUAACGGAUUUUGUUAAAUCAUCUGUAUUGUCUACUUGUUAAGUAGUGGAUUACUGGAAUUAGAGUAUGAUACAUGAUCAUGUUUUGGACACUACUCUACUUAAUUCAUUCCAUGUUUUGUGUAUCUAACAAAAGAUAUGAAUUUACUUUCUUGAUCUGGUAACAAUUUCAACAUGUUGCAUUUCUGUGAGAUGGUUGUGUUGAAAGUUAAUAAAAAUGUUGUUGUUCCAAUUUACAUAAUUGGUGUUUGUUUUUUAGUCAUUCAACUUUUAAGUAUUUCCUGUUCAGAGAAGAUAACCUGUAAUUAAGGAUAUGAUUCAGAAGGAAAGUUUGCUUUGAUAAUUUGCAAAUUAUUUGGCUUUUCCAGUGAUUUAUCUUUUUUGGUUGAAAACAACUCUAUAGGACUAACAAUUAUGAAAUAAUGUGCACAUCCUUGUAACUAAAAUAUGUAAUGUAAAUGAUAAAAACAUGACACGCUGGGAUGGUAGAUCUGGAGAUCGUGAUCCUUAUUUUAUCUUGUUCUACCAUUUAGUAAUAGAAAGAUAGUUAUGUAAUUGUGCUGGAAAGGGCAGAUCUUUCAACAGCAAAAUACAUUUUGCAGAUCCCUGAUAUCAAACGAGAAGAAAAGUUUGUUUUCCUUAACUACCUGACUGCAUUCCAUUUCUCUAGGGUUAAAAAAUGUAAUAUUAAACUAUGAACUAAUAAAUCAACAAAAUGGAUCCUCCAUACAUCAUAUUGGUUUUUAAUAACUUUAUAUAGCACUAUUAGAACUGGCCAAUGCUUCAGUAUUGUCGUGUAUUACCCAUCUCGCACUCUGCUUAUCACAUGAUUGUUAAUCACAUUUUACAGUACUCUGUGCAAACAUUCUAAUAGAUGAGACUUUCUCGCAAAUUUGGGCAUGCAUUUGCUAUGAUACUAUCAUGGAGAAAUAUUUGACUUAUUUGUAUGUAGUUCAAGUUAUAAUUCCAACUGAUAUUUCACAAUCUGAGCAAAAUACUUAUUUCCAACUUCACAUAAGGAAAUUUGUUAAACCUUUUAGACAAAAAGAGAUGAAAAUUGUGCAUUGUGUUUGCCAUAUUGGAGUUAGGUGCUUAAUGCAACAUAUUGUAUUGAGAACUGUUGAUUUGUAUUUAAUUUAGCAAAUUAAAAGGGAACCUGCAGUUUCAUUGAAAUUUGAGGCUAGGAAUUGAUUGUACUGUGGUGUACACCAGGAGCAUUGCUCAGAAAUCUCACGGAAAGAAAAUUAGGUGUAAGAGAAGCAACUAUAAUAAAAACAUUUAUUCACAAUAACUCUUAACAACACAAAAACAAAUGUUAAGCUAAUUAAUUACCCUAUUUGACAAACUCAAUAAAGAGACCAGUGUAGUUUCCUAAACUUUAUCAAUGAAACUAAAUCUAUUAGAAAAUGAAUGUUGGCUAUUUACUGAAUCAAAUUAAAUUCCAUUUAUUACACUUGUUGAUUUUUCUCAUUCUCUAAUUUGAACACUUUCCUAC
Messenger RNA from Gryllus bimaculatus (two-spotted cricket), 5272 nucleotides. The record is from the annotation of a GenBank genome assembly. NCBI's taxonomy places the organism in Eukaryota, Metazoa, Arthropoda, Insecta, Orthoptera, Gryllidae.